This is a messenger RNA of Spodoptera frugiperda (fall armyworm), 1972 nucleotides long. Its product is annotated as lysosomal acid glucosylceramidase. The record is from RefSeq and is a predicted model, not a curated record. NCBI's taxonomy places the organism in Eukaryota, Metazoa, Arthropoda, Insecta, Lepidoptera, Noctuidae. Gene Ontology annotation, molecular function: glucosylceramidase activity. Gene Ontology annotation, biological process: glucosylceramide catabolic process. The coding region runs from base 55 to 1698 and encodes 547 amino acids. The transcript has 13 exons.
UUGAAGUGAUGUCAUAUCGUUUAGCGACGCAGCACAUCUCAUGAAUAUUUUACCAUGGAGCUCCGAACGUACUGGGCGGUUGUAUUCACCGUCUUUACAACAUGGGGCGGGCCAUGUAUAGCUGCAGACCUUAUCGACCGUCCCUGUGCGGCCAGGCAGGUGAAGAGUGGGCAGGUGUGUGUCUGUACAGCGGAGUACUGCGACACCAUCACUCGGCAGCCUCCGGAGAGCGGGACAUUUGUGUCCUACGUAUCUUCCGAGGAAGGACUUCGGUUCCAUAAGACGGUCGGAUCUCUGAAACAUUACGCAAAAGGUAGUAGCUACACGAAUGUUCUGGAACUAGAUGUAGGAACACAGUAUCAGGCCGUGAAUGGUUUCGGAGGCGCCGUCACUGAUGCAGCCGGCAUCAACUGGAAGAACUUGACUGAUCAACGACUGAUGGACCAUUUAAUACAGUCCUACUGUGGUGACUCAGGAAUUCAGUACAACAUGCUGCGUGUCCCAAUCGGUGGCACUGACUUCUCUACACGCGCGUACGCGUAUAAUGAACUCCCUGAAAAUGAUGUGACGUUAAGCAACUUUACAUUGGCUUAUGAAGAUUACGAGUAUAAGAUUCCAAUGAUUAAGGCAUGUAUGAAGGCGGCUAGUGCUCCCAUACACAUAUUGUCAGCGACCUGGUCUCCACCGAUUUGGAUGAAGACCAACAAUGCGUACUCAGGGCACAGCCAUCUGCGAAAAGAGUAUCGACAAACGUAUGCUGAUUACCAUUACAAAUUCUUAGAACAUUAUGCAGCGGAGGGUAUACCAGUGUGGGGUAUAUCUAUUGCGAACGAGCCUCUCUACGCUAGCGUCAACUACGUCCCAACAAAAAUCAACAAUAUGGGCUGGACCUUAGAUGCCAUGAGUGAAUACGUAUUGGAGAACUUGGGCCCCACUCUCCGAGGCAAUAACUCCGAUUUCAAACACGUGAAGAUCAUCGCUGGCGAUGACUUGCGCUUCACCAUCACUCUAUUCUGGAACAUUUUUGUAGCCGUCUACCCAGAAACGUUGGAGUAUUUGGACGGUGCAGCUGUGCACUACUACAUGAGCGACUACGUCCCGGCUGCGAUACUGUCGCAGGCUAUGAAAGACUAUCCGGGAAAGUUCGUGGUAGCCACCGAAAUCAGUGCAGGUGCUCUGCCCAGUGACACCAUCACAGUGGACAUAGGAUCAUGGAGCAGAGCACAGCUGUAUGUUAAUGAUAUCAUGCAGAAUUUUGGUAACGAUGUGAUAGGAUGGCUGGAUUGGAACAUGUGUUUGAACACAGAAGGGAAGCCAAGCUACAUAGGGGCCAGUGUGGACUCCCCAAUACUCGUCAAUGCAGAAGACGGAGAAUUCUACAAGCAGCCAAUGUUCUACGCUAUUGGACAUUUCUCCAAGUUUGUUCCACGAGGCUCUAGAAGGAUUAAAGUGAACGUCGACUGUGGGACGAAGAUCCAGAACGUCGCUUUCUUGACGCCUUAUAACACUGUCGUUGUUGUUAUACAUAAUGAAGGUCCAGAAGAAAAUGUCAGAUUGCGGUUAGGAGAUGAAGAGGCAGAGUUAUUGAUUAACGCCAACAGUAUUACGACCGUUGAGAUGUUGAAUAGUGGCCAUCAGAUAAAGCUAUUCUUUCCCGUGUUUCUUUGUUAUAUUUUCUACUUUAUAGUUUUGAUGUAAAGUUGAAAAUCCAAUGGAGACAAUAUUAGAUUGGUUGACCUGCUGGUCACUGAAUUUGUUUGCAGCGAGGGGAGUGCAACACUUGUAACAAGCAACAUGCCGUUCGAUGCGAGCACCGAGUUUCCCCAUACUGAGUGCACGAACGCUCGCUGUGUAACACGUUACAUUACGUAACAUUGGUCCGUAGGAAUCAGUUUUAUGUUAAGAUUGGUAAUUAGUAAUAGACAUUUUGAUUAAAAAUCCACCGUAAAUAAAUUGUAAUUAGAAUUCAAAA